Meloidogyne enterolobii is the source of this 537-nucleotide messenger RNA. Lineage: Eukaryota; Metazoa; Nematoda; Chromadorea; Rhabditida; Meloidogynidae. The record is from the annotation of a GenBank genome assembly.
AUGAAUAUCCCCCAACAUUCAAUUCAUCAAUGUAUUACACCAGAACCAACAACUCUAAAAAAUAUUAAAAAUGCCGUUGUAGUCGAUUCCCUUUUAUGUUUUUUCAACAAUUUCCGUUCCCUUCCACAAAUCAAAACAAUUUUAUUAAAUAAUUUUUCAACUUUAUCUUUUCGUCAUUCGCUCGAAUUAAUUUGUAAUUUUGUUGGAGAGAAAAAAGAAAAUUUAAAUUUUGAAAAAGAAAAUAAUAAACAAUUUUUGUGUGAAGAAAUUUUGAUUAAUUUUGAGAAAUUAAUUAAAGAAGGGAAAUUGCCGGUAUUUGCUGCUGCUGAUCUUCAUUGCCUUCCUUUAAGGCCUUUCUUUUUUGAAGAAAAUAAUUGUGGAGGAGGGGGAGGAAAUGGAAACAACAAUCAACUUUUGGAUGAAUUGAGACAAAUUAGAUUUUUGUUGCAAGAUUGUUUGUUGCUACACAAAGGAAGGUGGGUUGUUUGUUUGUUUUUUUUUUUGAAGAAGGGGAAGAUUAUUUUGGGGGGUUUUUAG